This is a messenger RNA of Pistacia vera, 1073 nucleotides long. RefSeq names its product eukaryotic translation initiation factor NCBP. Bases 81 to 743 code for a protein of 220 amino acids. Gene Ontology annotation, cellular component: cytoplasm; eukaryotic translation initiation factor 4F complex. Gene Ontology annotation, biological process: translational initiation. Gene Ontology annotation, molecular function: translation initiation factor activity; RNA 7-methylguanosine cap binding. The transcript has 6 exons. Lineage: Eukaryota; Viridiplantae; Streptophyta; Magnoliopsida; Sapindales; Anacardiaceae. The record is from RefSeq and is a predicted model, not a curated record.
CUUCCUCCCCUUUCCUCUCCUUUUAUUUUGUUCUUCACAGAGAAGAUUAGGGUUUUGAGUGGAGAAAAAUUAAAUACUAAAUGGAAAUUGCAGAGAAGAAGGAAUCAGAUAAUGACACUCAAUCAGUUGCUGAUUCGGUGGGUAACAAUAACAACAAAGACGCCGAAGAACGCCUUGCUCGUGACCUCAAAACCAGUCUUCAUCCUCUGAAGAACAAGUUUGUCUUUUGGUACACUCGUCGAACACCCGGGGUUCGAACUCAAACUUCAUAUGAAGACAACAUAAAGAAAAUUGUGGAUUUUAGCACGGUUGAAGGCUUUUGGGUCUGCUAUUGCCACUUGGCUCGUCCUUCUUCCUUGCCAAGUCCUACUGAUUUGCAUCUUUUCAAGGAAGGAAUUCGCCCGCUGUGGGAGGACUCUGCUAACUGCAAUGGUGGGAAGUGGAUAAUAAGGUUCAAGAAGGUUGUUUCGGGUCGAUUUUGGGAAGACCUGGUUCUGGCUUUGGUAGGUGACCAACUUGACUAUGGUGAUAACAUAUGUGGCGCUGUCCUAAGCAUUCGGUUUAAUGAAGAUAUACUGAGUGUGUGGAACCGCAAUGCUUCUGAUCAUCAGGCUGUGAUGGCGCUAAGAGAUUCAAUUAAACGUCACUUAAAGCUUCCCCACAGCUAUGUAAUGGAAUACAAGCCCCAUGAUGCUUCUCUGCGUGACAACUCGUCGUAUAGAAACACAUGGUUGAGAGGCUAGAGACACAUUAGUUUCUUCACUGCCCUUGCGGAGAAAGAAUAGCAAGUCUAGGGAGAUAUCUGUUCAUUCAGCGAUCACAAUCCAUUAUCUUGUAUUGUGACCUCAGAAUCAUGUGGGUUGUCCUGACAUCUGGAAAUCUUGAAAUCAAACUAACUGUAGGACGACACCACGUAAAACCGAGGUUAAUUCUAUCAAUGCAAUACUGAAUAUUGUCUUUUCAUUUUUGGAUUUUUAGUUGUUGCAUAUACUGUUAGACCUUGGUGCAGCUUUUUCUGUAGAUAUAAUGUUUCUUUAAUCUCAUGGUCUGAGUGCAGUUUCAUUUAUUGGUAA